Silurus meridionalis is the source of this 4457-nucleotide messenger RNA. RefSeq names its product ribonuclease H1 (gene rnaseh1). Lineage: Eukaryota; Metazoa; Chordata; Actinopteri; Siluriformes; Siluridae. The coding region runs from base 558 to 1394 and encodes 278 amino acids. Gene Ontology annotation, molecular function: nucleic acid binding; magnesium ion binding; RNA-DNA hybrid ribonuclease activity. The transcript has 8 exons. The record is from RefSeq and is a predicted model, not a curated record. Gene Ontology annotation, biological process: DNA replication, removal of RNA primer.
CUGGGUAAGAGUAAGGAUUUGGACGAGUUGGACUAAGACAAGCUAAGGCUCAUUGAUACACGUGGGGAGGGAAGUCUGGCAAGUGUGGUCUGAUCCAACAGACAGGCUCCUGUAGCUCAAAUUGCUUAAUAAGUUAAUGCUGAUCAGGACUAUUUCUGCAGCAAAAGGCGACCAACACAACACAAUAGUAGGCAGUUGGUCAUAAUGUUAUGCCUGAUCGGUGUAUAUUGUAUAUGCUGUGUAUUCCAGGCCACUAGGUGCACCAAAGCGUUUGUUAGACUUCGUUAUAUCUAGACGAAGAAGAAGCAGUGCAGCGUCUGACCUGCUGGAUGAGGAUGAACUAGACUUGUGUCGCAGCAAUUUAUUUGUUUACUUUUGGUAAAUAUUUAUUUAGUCGUGUUACAAAAAAAAGUUCCCCACUCUUAUAGACCCAGAUAUCCGCCAUGUUUGGCUAACUAGCUAGCUAACAAGUCUUAUUUUCAGUCAGGGGAUUUUAGGGAUUUCUUGGUGAACAGUCUGAGUCUGGGUUUUGUUUACUAAUGGACUGAGAAGAGGUUAUGUUGAGAUUGUCCACUGUGUCUAGUCUUUUACGCAGAACUCUGUGUGUCCGUUCUGAGGAAAUGAGUAAGAAAGGUAGUUUUUUUUACGCCGUGAGGAAAGGACACAGGCCUGGUGUGUACAAAUCAUGGGACGAGUGCAAGUUUCAAGUGGACAGAUUCCCUGCUGCUCGCUAUAAAAAGUUUGCUAGUGAAGAUGAAGCCUGGGAUUUUGUAAGAAAUGAGACAACGUCCACAGAGAAGUCUGAAGCCACUUUGCCUAGUACAAGUGUUCCUGUUGGCUCUAAGAGGUCCAUUGAAGAUGAUGAGGGUGAUGUUGGGGCGAGCAAAAAACGAGCAAAACAUGAGCCUUCUGUCGAUGAUGAGACUAAAGGACUCACUUGCAUGGGAGAUGCAGUGGUGGUGUACACAGAUGGCUGUUGUACGAACAAUGGGAGACAUGGAGCUCGUGCAGGAAUCGGAGUGUACUGGGGCCCGGAUCACCCUCUUAACGUUGCAGAGAGGUUAUCAGGGAGACAAACCAACCAACGAGCUGAACUACAGGCAGCCUGCAGGGCAUUGGAACAAGCCAGAGAUAUGGACAUCAAAAAGCUGGUGCUCUACACAGACAGCAAGUUCACGAUUAACGGGAUUACCAGCUGGGUAAAGAACUGGAAAACCAAUGGCUGGAAACUCAGAACAGGUGGUGAGGUGGUCAAUAAAGAGGACUUCCAGCAGCUUGAUGAACUCAAUGAAGAGCUUGAUGUUAAAUGGAUGCAUGUCCCAGGUCAUGCUGGUUUUUUGGGAAACGAGGAGGCAGACAGACUCUCCAGAGAAGGAGCAUCAAAACCUUAUUAGUAGUUGGCUUUAGUUAAUGAAGACUGCUGCUGCUGUUAAGCGCAUGAGCUCAGGUUAAUAAUGGUGUUCAUGUGUUUUGUCAUUGUGUAAAGUCCCUUUUCUUUGACAUUUUUCAUAUUUUCUUUUCCUUUUUGAAAUUUUUUUCAAAUGUCAUCAUCGCAAACCUUACAUGCUUCUUAAAGGAGUUAAAUGUUUUUUUGUGGAUACGUUAGCUGUAAUUAAUGGUCUUUAGACCAUAUUAUGUAAUUUAUUUAUUUCAGGGUCCAGUUUAUAAUGUGGAGUUUUUGACAGUGUGAGAACCCACUCACGGUAAUACCGCAGUGUAACACCAGAUGGCACUAAAGUUUUUUCCUUUGGUUUGGUACUGACUCGAGGCAUAACGUGUUUAUAAAAGAGUGAAAAGAAAUGCAAAUCAACAUUUUAAAGCAUUUCUACAUCACUUAAUUAGUUGUACUGUUACUUUCACCACUAGCAAUCUUUCAGGGGGGAACCUAAGCUCAGAACUUUUCAUUUAUUACAUAUGUUACACCAAACAUGGACUUGUUUAUGUCUGAUUACUUAACCUAAGAUGUAUGAUUGUGAUGGUUUUUCAUCAUUUCUGUUUUAUAUUUCUAGUAUGGUAAAUGUAAGAUGCAUAUUACAGCAUGAUGAUUGGAAGUACACAGAGCACUGUGACCUCUCAGGUACGAGCUCAGCAGUGAGAUGGUGUCCUCUGAGCAUCGUGCGUUUGUUUCCUGUCUGGCUGGAUGAGUGCUCUCUGCAGUAAGCCUGUGUCUAGACACCGAUGCUACAUGUUAAAAUUCUGAUAAGCCCUGCAGCAAAGGGGGAGAAGUAAGAAGAUAUUCUCCUUCAUGAGAAGAAGGCAGGUGUGAAUCCCAACAUGCCUACCAGCAUGCUCUGUUCUGAUCUCCACUGCAGCGCCUCAGCUCCUCUGGAGGCCUGUGGAGACGUGUACCGUUGAUGCUCGGAUAUGAAGGCAAUACCUUUGGGCUGAGACUGAGGAUUCAUAUCACUAGCAGGGUGUUGAGCGUGUAUCACCUCACCCAGCUUGUAGUUGUCGUUUUGCGCAGAACUCCGUUGUGUGUAAUAGACCCAGGUGACAUUAGUAUACCGUGCUGCAGUCUUUUUGAUGGAGCUGAAAGAACUUUAGCUAGAGCUUCAAGCUCAACUCCUUCUGACAGACUGGUGCGUGGCCCGUUCUGGCACGACACACGCAUGCAAGCAAAUAGCUUUCGAAGAGUUUAUGUUCUGAAUCAGAGAUCCCUCCACCUUUCUCUGUUUGAUAGUCAGACACUGUGCUAAUUCGCCAAAGAUGAAGGGAGUGGAGGAGGGGCAGCAAACGUGCUGUCAUUAGCGCGCAUCUGGUCUCACUGCUCUUCAAACAGUGCCUCGCAGCUGACUCGGCUCCUCCAACCUGGGAGCAGAAAGUGUAGGGGAAUUUCCGAUAAUGAAUCCAGUGCGAGGCCUGCUUUUAUUAUUUUUUUUGCCAUAACAUCAAUGGCGGUGCCCCGCUGUGCAGGCACGUGGAGUCACAAUCAAACACAUUGGCACAUCAUAACCAAGCAGACAUCUGUUUCCAUGACAGCUGUCUGGAGCAACAUCAGCAUAAGUAACUCCCGCCUCAGAACUUAGCCUGACUGUUUGAUAUCUCUAGUGAAAUAGAGAGGAAGAGAAUUCUGUUAGGAAGGCAGGCUGGUGUGGUGUUUGGUUGCACUAAUGUAGAAAAGGAAGUUUGAAGCAAGCAUGAUCAGAAACCUGAGCGGUGAGUGAACCAAAUCUUGAUGAUCUGUAGAAAAGCUACUUGAGAGGAGAGAGAAGCAAUACAGAUACUGCUAAGGGUUGUGAAGCUUGGUGGGAAUAAAUCUGGGAGGAAGCAAUCUCGGUGCCCCUUCGGCAGCUCUGAGUGAAACAUACAAGAGGUUCGGCUCGGGCCACUUAAUCUGUGUAAAUGCUUUGCUCCGGACCUGUUCUGCCAGGGAUUGUGCUUUUCCCUGCCUGACCUGCAUAUAGCUGUGAGGUGGACUGUUACACACAGAAAUUAAAUCUGACCUUAUUUACCCAGAUUGUUUCAUUUGUUAUUGUUGCACCAUAUAGUGAUAUCUUUGUUGCCAUCUGAUAAUCACACCUACAUGUCUAUUUUGAAUAUCAGAGCCCAGAUGUAGUCUGCAUUUACUGUUCCAGAAUAGCUUUAUACUGGAUAAAAGGGAGUAGUUGUGGAUUUCCUUCUGUGGACACUAUAGCAUUAUUAAGGUAAGGCACAUCAAUGUUUCAGUUCAUCCCAAAGGUAUUUAGUGAGGUUUAAGGGCUCUGUGCAGGUCACUCAUGUUCUUCCACUCUAGCCUUAACAAACCAUACAGAGCAUAUAAAGACCUCAUGCAUAUUUGUGUGCUCCCAACUUUGUAGCACUGAUUUGGAAGAACCAUUGCACAGCUAUUAGAAAUCUUUCUUAAGUUUGAGCCUAUAAUAUGUUUCAGUAAACACUGAUCAGGCAUCAGUGUUGGUCCCGCUUUUGCUGCUUUCCUGACCCAUCGAGCAUUAACAGCAUUAACCUCUUCAGCAAUUUGAGCUAUAGAAGCUUGUCUGUUGUUCAUCGGACCUAACAGUCCAGCCUUCGUGCUCCACGUGCAUCAGUAAACCUUGGCCCCCCAUGACCCUGUAUUAUGCCUAGAUGGUGUAUGUGCAAUGAACGCAUUGGGUCUUCAAGUUCUAUGUGGCCUGCUUGCUGCCUCGCUGUUUGUGAUUAGCUCAUCAAUUCAUCACUCAGGUGAAAUCUGCUGCAUCCAGUUAACAUUGUAAGAAAAAUUCAUCUUACUGCCUGUAAAGUAUUUUGGGUUUAGGGAAGAUUUGAAGGUAAAUUCUGUCUAAAGUCUAUAUACAGUUCUCUGUGUGUGAAAAUCCUUCUGCCCGUCUGGUACCAAUAUCAUGGUUAAAGUCGCUGUGAUUUACAAUUUCCCCCAAUACUGAUGUUUGAUGGGAACAUUACCUGUGUCUGCAGAAUAUUCUGCAUUGUGCUCCAGCCACAUAAUUGGAUAACUGAAUAAAUGUAUUGGUGUUUCUAUUAAC